Messenger RNA from Punica granatum (pomegranate), 2491 nucleotides. NCBI's taxonomy places the organism in Eukaryota, Viridiplantae, Streptophyta, Magnoliopsida, Myrtales, Lythraceae. The record is from RefSeq and is a predicted model, not a curated record.
GCGAACGGCUUUUGGACUUGCACGCCGAGACAUAACCACGCCACUGUGUUGGGUUCUUCGACAGACACACACACACACACACACAAAGAUAGAUAGACAAGACAUCAGCCAUCCUCUGCAAUUUGUACGGCCACCAUAGAAAGGCAGAGGGAAGAAACUGAACUCCUCAGAGGAAUCAUUCAUAACGCAAUCCCUCCCUCCCUCAAAAUCUCCGGCCCAUACCCACAGCCCCGCAGCAUCAAACCAAAUCCACACGAGUGGGGACCAUCCAGCUUCCAAAAUCUUGAGAAACAGAAGAUUAAGAAGAAGAAGAAGAAGAAGAAUCGAGGAAGAAGAAGAAGCAGACCACGGGUGUCUACUCAAAGGCCUUUCAGUUUCAGUGGGAGAGGAGAGCCCGCCAGCCACCUUGAACGGUUCAGAGGCCGCCAUUUAAGCCCCCCCCCCACUAUCUCACUGUACCCACUUCCUAUUUCACUGUUCCGAGUUCGUGCCCUUUCCCUUUCAAGCUCUUACCAUUUUUAGGAACAGAGCCGUAUCCAUUCACGCCAUUUACCAAUUAAUAUAAUUAAAGCCAGCUUUAAGUGGUCGGUAGUGCGCUCAAGAUCUUCCCUUAUGAAGGCUUUCAGACACGGACAGUCUCCCUCUCCUUCUCUCUCUCUCUCUCUCUGACUCUCUCUCUGUCUUUUGACUCUGUUCUUUGUUUUUUCCCCAGCCUUUGUUAGAGAAAGUUCACCAUUAAAACCUAUAUUAAUUAUCCUCUAAUCUUAUCACGUUUGCAUAUUAUUCACCAAUAAAUAAGUUACGAGAAUAGAAAAACAUUGAGAGAGACAGAGAGAACAGAGAUAUGGAGCAGAAGAACAGCAGCAGCUUCUACGUGGAGCAGGGCACCCCCUCGAUCGACAAUGAUUCCGCUCCGAACAAGAACUUCGACGAUGACGGCCGUGUCAAAAGGACCGGGACGUUGGUGACCGCGAGCGCCCACAUCAUAACUGCGGUGAUCGGGUCGGGAGUGCUGUCCCUGGCAUGGGCAAUAGCCCAGCUCGGAUGGGCUGCGGGUCCGCCGGUCCUCAUGGUGUUCUCCUUCAUCACCUACUUCACCUCCACCCUCCUGGCUGAUUGCUACCGGUCCCCGGACCCCGUCACGGGGAAGCGGAACUACACCUACAUGGACGUCGUGCGAGCCAACCUAGGAGGGAAAAAAGUUCAGCUCUGUGGAUUGGCGCAGUAUGGUAAUCUCGUUGGGGUCACCAUUGGUUACACCAUCACUGCCUCUAUUAGCAUGGUGGCGGUGAAAAGGUCGAAUUGCUUCCAUAAGAACGGGCACCAUGCAAAGUGCAUCACAUCGAACUAUCCCUUCAUGGUCAUAUUCGCGUGCAUUCAGAUCAUCCUCAGCCAAAUCCCCAACUUCCACAAGCUCUCGUGGCUCUCUAUCCUCGCCGCCAUCAUGUCCUUCGCCUACUCCUCCAUCGGCCUUGGCCUCUCCAUCGCCAAAGUAAUAGGGGGAGCGCACGUGAAGACGACCUCAACAGGGUUGAUCGUCGGGGUGGACAUAUCCGGGUCGGAGAAGGUGUGGAGGACGUUUCAGGCCCUCGGUGAUAUCGCUUUUGCCUAUGCUUAUUCGACCGUCCUAGUCGAGAUCCAGGAUACCCUUAAGUCGAGCCCUCCGGAGAACAAGGUGAUGAAGAAGGCAUCCCUGAUUGGAGUCAUGACCACGACCCUGUUCUACAUGAUGUGCGGGUGUCUCGGGUAUGCUGCGUUCGGGAAUAAGGCGCCGGGCAACUUCCUCACUGGGUUUGGUUUCUACGAGCCUUUUUGGCUGAUUGAUUUCGCUAAUGUGUGCAUCGCAGUCCACCUGAUCGGAGCUUAUCAGGUAUUUGCCCAGCCUAUCUUCGGGUUUGUAGAGAAGUGGUCCUCUGAGCAGUGGCCGGAGAACAACUUCAUAAACCGGGAGAUCCCCGUAGAGAUUCCGUGCUGUGGGACGUAUUGCAUCAACCUCUUCCGGCUGAUAUGGAGGACAGUCUACGUGAUUGUAACAGCUCUGUUAGCUAUGAUAUUCCCGUUCUUCAAUGACUUCCUGGGCCUGAUUGGGGCUGCCUCCUUCUGGCCCCUAACAGUGUACUUCCCAGUGGAGAUGUACAUCGCCAGGAGGAAGAUGAAGAAGUACUCGUUCACGUGGACGUGGCUCAAGAUACUGAGCUGGGUCUGCCUGGUUGUGACUCUUGUGGCAGCGGCCGGAGCGAUCCAGGGCUUGGCUCAAGAUGUCAAGACUUACAAGCCCUUCAAGACUCAAUAGAAACCUUACCCUCCUUCAGUCUCUAUAUAUGUGUGUGAGAGAGAGAGAGCGAGCUUUAGUUUAUAUAAUAUAAAUCUAAUGUUUGCGUGAUGUCUCUGAUUAGGAAAUAAUAUGCUAGAUUUGAGUGAGUACAUUUCUAUCGAAGAACAGAUUUCGCACAAGAAUUGUUAUAUCAUUCGAAAUUUUAAAGCGGAAAAA